Molecule: messenger RNA, 3211 nt
Organism: Sciurus carolinensis (gray squirrel)
Lineage: Eukaryota; Metazoa; Chordata; Mammalia; Rodentia; Sciuridae
Gene: Sh3bgrl2
Product: SH3 domain binding glutamate rich protein like 2
Exons: 4
Coding region: 642-965 (107 amino acids)
Cellular component (GO): cytoplasm
Source: RefSeq, a predicted model, not a curated record
UAAAAGAAUUGCCUUUCUACAAUCUCCAGAGAUGCUGGAAAAACAGGCGAGCCCAGCCCCACAGACACUACGUCUUGAGAACCUGACCCGCCCCAUCCUGUCAGCCUCAGGUCGCUGGGGUCAGUCUUGUGGGUCUCCGUGGCACGAUCACGUUCACAGGCGUUUAUGGAUGGGGAUGCUCCAGAAUCAGUAAACCACAAUGCAGAACCUAAGCUCGGACUUUGAACCAAGCUCUUUUGCCUAGUUUGCUUUUUCUUUGUAUCACUGGGUUCCUUGCCACCACAACUCACUGUUUCUCCAGGGCCGCUGUGUCCCCUCCAGCCACCUGCGCGCCUAGGGGAUCCGAGCGCAGGAGGAGAGGGCUGGAAACAGCGGUCCACCGGGCACACUGGGGAGAGACGGAAACUACAACUCCCAUCACGCCCCGCAGCCGCUCCCGCCUCCCCUCCACCCCUCAGCCUGCGGCCGGGCGGCGUUGGGCUUUCAUCUGCGGACCAGCGGGAGGGAGCCAGAUCUCGGCGAUCUUCCCCGACGGCAGAGACUUGGUCGACGGCGGCGGCAGCUUAAGCCGGCUUUAGCCUCCGCAUCUGUCCAGCCCCGAGCCCGCGGCGCACAGGGUCCGUCCCGCGCGCGGCUAGAGGAUGGUCAUCCGCGUGUUCAUCGCCUCUUCCUCGGGCUUCGUGGCGAUAAAGAAGAAGCAGCAGGAUGUGGUCAGAUUUCUGGAAGCCAACAAGAUAGAGUUUGAGGAGGUGGAUAUCACAAUGUCAGAAGAACAGAGGCAAUGGAUGUACAAAAACAUCCCCCCAGAGAAGAAGCCCGCUCAGGGCAACCCACUGCCACCUCAAAUAUUUAAUGGUGACCGAUACUGUGGAGAUUAUGACAGUUUUUUUGAAUCAAAGGAAAGCAACACUGUCUUUUCAUUCUUAGGCCUGAAACCACGAUUGGCAUCAAAGGCAGAACCUUAGAGAGGCAGAGUGGAAGAUGACGGAGAUGCAUUUUGGAGCACCCCUUGGUACUCAGCGCACACCUGCUUACCUAAUGCAUCACUGUGACAAAAGCCACAUGCAUCAGUAACUUUGCUUGCCAUGGAAAAGGUGUUUUUGGAAGAUGUGGGUAUAAUGGGGAUUGCAUGAUUGCUUUAAACCAAAUCAGGACUGUGGUGGAUUUUUUUCUUCCCAAUUUGCCUGCAGUUGCCUCACUCACCUGAAAGUACUGUCUCCUGUUACGGGUGUGCUUCCUUAAUAAACAAUUGACAAGUGGGUGGCACCAUUAGGGAGAAAAUGUUGAGUCUGCCCUAGGAUAUAAUAGAUGCCAGUAUUGCAUAAACCUGCUUCUCUUUAAGCUGCCUGGAUUGCAUCCUUGAAAUUAGUCUGCCAGGCUGUUAGAAUCUUUGAAUCGGAAAGGCAAAAGCAAUGCUGAUUGACAAAAGGCAUUGAAGGUUUUUGCUACAGAAUCAUAAACAUCACUAUUCCAGUUCUUUGUAAUAACACCUGUUGAAAAUGUUAGAUGUUCUAGACUCCUUUUUAUAAUGGAAACUCUUAACCCUCACAAAUCCUCUAAGCUCCUGCAGAUAUUUCCAGAAAUUACUGGUGCAAUGUUGCAUGAUCACAACCAAGUUACAGGGAUGAAGAUAAUUACUAUUUUGGAAAAUAUAUGCUUCUUUAUCUCUUGAAAGGGGAAAGUUUCACCUAAAUGCACAAGACUGCUUGAAAGAUAUAUUUUAAGAAGUGCACUAAUUAGAUAGUCAAUUUAUAGGAAAAUUGUCUGAUUAGUAUCUGAAGGCAUUUUCAGCUCUAGCAAUUUAUAUAUACAUAAGUGCACAUAUAUUUUUAAAUUCAGCUCCCCAACAGCUGCUUAUUCUAUUUUGUGAAAGGAUUAUAUUUUUUUGAGAAGGAAGAUCUCAGUUAGAUAUAUUUUGUGGACCCUUGAUGAGGCAUAUUAAAAGAUACCAAUAUUGCUGUAGAAUUAAUUUUUUCCCAUAUUACUUUUGAUCAUUCUUCUAGUUUUUUCAUGUUUCUAGCCACUGCACAGACUCAGACUUUUCAGAGUAAAACUAAUACACAUUCUUAUUCCGUAUAUGAGCACAAGUGAGUUUCAGAGCAACAUAUAUGAGAAAGGGGCUGUCUAAAGAGAAAUUCCAAGUUGUACUUGGCAAACAGAUCUCCUACUGGAGUGCAUGCUGAUAAACACUGAACAUGUUACUUCAUUAAAACAGAGGUGACUUUUCUGUAUCCUUAUAUAUCUUAAGCGUUUUGAAUUGCCAAACAUGGGAACAGCCUUGAAUAUGAUAAACUCGGAGAGGACUGACUAAAAUACUCAUCCUGAAGCUGGUCCUUUCAUUAUGAUUCUGAGAAGGAAAUUUAUAAGAAAUUGAAAGAACAAAUGAGUUUGAAGCUCCACGCACCCUGUCCCCAUAUCUUGCUAAAUGUGGACUAUUCUAAAGCACUUUUUGAAUGCUGAAGCUGAAAUUGCAGCCUGAGAUUUGCAGUCCAGGACUACAGUCAGAGGAAAGCAUGACAGAGUUCUUGACUGGAAGAUAUAUGAUCUGCAAUUUUCUCUCCAAGGAAAACUGUUGUCAAAUCAUGGGAAUUACUGGUUAGUUGAUAUUAAACAAGAUCCAGGUCAUUUUCCACUUGAUAUAUCCCAGGGACUAUCUAGGAAUGUUUAUUCCUAAGCGGAUAUUGUGUUUAAGUUUGUUAGUAUGUGAGUCUUCUGCUAAGACUUAGUAUUUUAUGUUGUUGUUUUGUUUUGUAUGAACCCAGGGGCGCUUUACCACUCAACUGCUUAUCUCCCCAUCCCCUCUGUCUUAUAUUAUUUUGAGAAAAGGUCUCGCUAAAUUGCUCAGGCUGGCUUUGAACUUUCCAUCCUCAUGCCUCAGCCUCCUGAGACACUGGGAUUACAGGCAUGCACCACCAUGCCCAGGUAGAAUUUCUUUUUUAAGAUAACAGCAAAUUUUUAAGUUGUUAUGUUGUGAUUAUCCAGCUUAUAUUUAGUCUGUUCUUUCAAGUGAGUGCUGAGAACCAACUUAGUAAGGUUGAGGCUUUGCAAAUUCUAGGGUUGUAGUAUUAAUACCAUGCUUGCUAACCAGAGAAAGCCACCCAAAUUUUUCUGAUAACUUUCAAAUUAACUCUGAUAUGCUUAGUGUGAUUAUAUUAAACAUAGUGUUAAAUUACUAACAGGUACAAAUCAUCUUUUUAUGAUGAUUUGGGGC